Phyllopteryx taeniolatus (common seadragon) is the source of this 2649-nucleotide messenger RNA. It is a transcript of the gene ssb, whose product is annotated as small RNA binding exonuclease protection factor La. The record is from RefSeq and is a predicted model, not a curated record. The transcript is spliced from 12 exons. Gene Ontology annotation, molecular function: RNA binding. Gene Ontology annotation, cellular component: nucleus; cytoplasmic stress granule; ribonucleoprotein complex. The coding region runs from base 778 to 1962 and encodes 394 amino acids. Gene Ontology annotation, biological process: RNA processing; positive regulation of translation. Lineage: Eukaryota; Metazoa; Chordata; Actinopteri; Syngnathiformes; Syngnathidae.
UGUUAGCUCGCUAGCACGUUAGCUAACAUGUUAACUGUGGCAGCGUUGUAGUAAAAACGCAACACAAACGCAACACUUCAUUCCGCUUGAACGAAUAAUUUACUGUUGGAUUUUAUUUGUUGUGGAGUGUUUCUUAACGAGUUGACAUAAAGUCUUAACUGUUAAGGGCAUUUUAUUUAAGCUAGACAGUAAAAAUUUAUGCAUUUAGACAAUUUAAGAAAAUACUAACAUAUUUACAAAAGUUCAGGAUCCUGCCUUUUGAAGCAUUGCGAUAUCAAAUAAUUUCACUCUGAGGUACUCAACCUUUUUAGACUAGGGUAGGGACCCCUCACAGUGGAGAAUUUAAACGUAGUUUUUCCAACACUCAUAACUAAGGCCAAAUAAACAUAACUACCAUGUGCACCAACACUUCUUAAAAGGCAUUGAAAUUAUUGUUUUUUGUUUUGUUUUGUUUUUUUAAACAUCAUAACCUACAGAUUAAUUACCCGUUUAUUAGAAAGGAAGAUGAUCAAACUUGAUUGAAAUUAAUUCAAUAAGUAGGGUGAGAAAAUGAGAAACUAAUCCAGAGUUGAGCCGCUGGUCCUCUGCAUUGAGAGAAGCCAGAUGAGGUGGCUCGGGCAUCUUAUUAGGAUGUCUCCCCGGUGAGGUGCUCCGGGCAUGUCCGACCGGGAGGAGGCCCUGGCAAAACUCUGGACAUGCUGGAGAGACUGUCAUCUGGCUGGCCUGGGAUGUCUUAGGAUCCCCCCCAGAAGAGCUGGACGAAGUGGCUGAACAGCCAUGUCUGAAGAAAUGUCUCCAGUUGAACUGAAAGUGGCUCGACAAAUCGAGUACUACUUUGGAAAUCACAAUCUUCUAAAAGACAGAUUUCUUAAAGAACAACUACAGGUUGACGAUGGCUGGGUCACGUUGGAAACGAUGCUUAAAUUUAACAGACUGAAAUCCCUAACCUCUGAUGCCAACGUCAUCGUUUCUGCUCUCCAGAAAUCAACAAGAGGCCUUUUGGAAAUUAGUGAGGACAAGACUAAAAUCAGGAGGUCUCCGGAAAAACCUUUACCUGAACUGAACGACGAGUACAAAGAUGCUGUCAAACACAAAUCUGUCUACAUGAAAGGUUUUCCUUUGGGAACCUCCCUUGAUGAGAUCCAGGAGUGGUUGAAUGGAAAAGGCAAUGUAGAAAACAUUCAAAUGAGGAGAGACAUGGAGAGACAGUUCAAGGGAUCGGUGUUUGUCUGUUUUGACACAGAGGAGUCAUCCAAGCAGUUCCUUGAACGUUCAGACAUCAAAUCAUUCAAAGACAAUGAGAUGCUCGUGUUAUCAAGGGAAAAUUACCAUGCAAAAAAAGCACAGGAGAGAAAACAACACAAAGCAGAGACAAAAGCAAAGGUUAAACAGGAUAAAGAACAGCAGCAGAAACACGUGGAGGAAAAAGAUAUGGAUCAGCUCUUGGAAGAACACUCAGGUGCCUUGUUAAAGUUCUCCGGAGAGCUGGAAGAUGUUUCCAGAGAAGAUUUUCAUGACGUGUUCUCAGGGCAUGGACGAAUCAAGUGGGUUGAUUUUACAAGAGGGGCCAAGGAGGGCACCCUUCUCUUUGAUGGAAAUGCGAAGGAGGCAUUUGAGAAGGCCAAAGAGGCAAAUGACGGGGAGCUUAAAGUCAAGAAUAAUAAUGUUACAUGGAAGCUGCUUGAAGGAGAAGAGGAGAAAGAGGUCCUGAAAAAGAUCAUUGAAGCGCAACAAGACUCUCUCAGCCGGAGCAAAGGAAGAGGAGGCAGAGGAAAAUCUGGCGGCAGAGGACGAGGAGGUCGAAAAGGAAAAGGGGGAAGAGAUCAAGGCAGAACUCAAUACCAGGGCAAGAAGACGAAAUUUGAUAGUGAUGAUGAGGAUGCACCUGUGGCCCCGAAGAGGGAACUUGAAGAAGCUGAUGGUCCUGCGGCAAAGGUGGCCAAAACUGAAAACGGAUCUUAGUAAGGCCAUACAGUGAUCAUUUCUUUUGGAGAAAACAUUUAUUCUAUACAGAGGCAAACAAGUCCAUUCCAAUCAAAAUCUUCAGGCCUUGGAGAACCGUAGAAAGUCCACCUGAAUGUCGACCUAGAGAACAAUUUGCAAAGCUUGGUGUCAGUUUUUUGCUUUUCAUGUCCAUUAAUGCACCUAUGUUUCUCUUUAGACAAUUUUGACUUUUAUUAUGUAUAACUUUCUGCUCUCAGAUUAUAAUUUUAUUUUGAACAGAACAUUUGUGUUGGUUUUUUUAAGACUCCUCGUGUGACAAGAAUCUGCCACUAUUUUUUUUUCUUGUAGAUUCCCUACAUUAUGAAAUAAAGCGUUGCAAUUUUUUACGUUUUUCAUUGUGAAUUGCAAACAAACCAUGCAUAACAAGUUGGCAGUUUUAAUGUACCUGCUAAGCAGCUGUCCAGAUGGGAAAAGAGUGUGAAGAGCAUUUAAACUCACCGAUUUCUUUUUGUGAAACUUGUAAGAAGCUGGCAAGUCGUAUCUCAGUUCUGUUUACACACAGAAAAAAAGCCAACUGUUCUCAUUUCAACUGUUCUGAUGUGCUUGUAUUGGAUUACCUGCAAUGACUUCCAUCUUCACUCCCCAGUCAUUGGCCUUCUUUUGUAUGUGCUGGAAUGGAAAAAGAAUAUAAACUUGUCAGACACA